UAGUGUGUGUGUACUCUCAAUUCUUUGCUUGUGAGUUGUGAGUUGUGUCGUCAGAAAUUAUCCAAGCAACAUGUCUGCUUGAUGUCAUCCUACACAAGUUAUCUAAUCAAUAGAUAAUUAAAGCUAAAACAUGUUGUUUGCGUCUAGAAUAUAUAAACGAUUAACCUACACUUAUAAUAAACAAAUUAACAGAAUUAGAAACUAUUCCUCUGAGAAGAAUCAAAGUUUAAAAUAUGAUUUGAAAACUAAAGUUCAAGAAACGGCGGCCAAGGAAGUAAACCCAAGGAGCCAACUUCCUCUUAAUAUUAGGUUUUACACGUUCUGGGCAACUCCUACUGGUCAGAAGUUUUCUGGGUUCCUUUUAAUAUCUGGUUCAAUCCUGUCCGCAUCCUACCAGAUUGCACCUCACACGGUUCUUAUAAAUUUUGUCCGAGAUUAUUAUCAAAAUUUAACUUAUGGCAUCCCUACUCCUGUUAGUGCUGAGAUGUCCGAGGUGCUAAAUGAGGUGGUCCAUGAUCUCAAGAUGUCGAGUAAUGAGGUUGAGAGGUUGAAGAUGUUUGUGAUGAGCGUGAUGGAUUCCAGGGGGUGGGGGGAGCUAAGUAAUUCAAGUAUAGUCGGAUAUCCGUUCUACUUCGAGUUCAAGGACCCACAGGAGGUGCCGCUACGAAGUAUGCAGUUUGGACACCGUGGUUCUGGGUACGCUAAACAUCUUUCUGAACAAGAGCUCCAUUCAAAGGAGGCUCAGCUACUAGUCGACGGUCUACUGCUUUCUAAAGACGCUAAAAAAUUUGCUAUUGCGCGGGAAAUUGAAAAAGUUAAAAUGAUGCCUCAGUAUCAGCUGGCCUUAGUGCAUUCUAGCAUGGUGCUCUUAGCUCUCUUUAGUUCUAGAAUGAUUAAUCAGAAAAUGGAUUUAUUUAGGAAACCUCCAUUGUUCCGAGGAGUUGGAUAUUCAACUGUACUUAUUACUCUUUCAUCAUUGUAUUUUCUAGUAAAGGACACUUUGAAUAGAAGAGUACAAUCUACAAUAGACGAAAAUACUGCGCGCAUAUCUGACUCCUACGCGCGUGGUGGUAUUGAAUACUAUACCAAGAUUAUGCAACGAAAUAUCGCCCUGCGUGAGCUCGCCUUGGACGGGAAGAAAUUGUACAACAUGAAGGGGGAGGAGGUUUACGAGUAUAUCCGGUUACGAAACAAACCUUUCGGAGAACGGAAGCAAAUCUGUGAAACGGUUCUUAAAAAAUUUAAUUCUGAAGUUUAAUUUCAGA
Eurytemora carolleeae is the source of this 1265-nucleotide messenger RNA. RefSeq names its product transmembrane protein 177-like. NCBI's taxonomy places the organism in Eukaryota, Metazoa, Arthropoda, Copepoda, Calanoida, Temoridae. The transcript is spliced from 7 exons. The coding region runs from base 131 to 1258 and encodes 375 amino acids. The record is from RefSeq and is a predicted model, not a curated record.